Molecule: messenger RNA, 2539 nt
Organism: Maylandia zebra (zebra mbuna)
Lineage: Eukaryota; Metazoa; Chordata; Actinopteri; Cichliformes; Cichlidae
Gene: pfkfb4a
Product: 6-phosphofructo-2-kinase/fructose-2,6-biphosphatase 4a
Biological process (GO): fructose 2,6-bisphosphate metabolic process; fructose metabolic process
Cellular component (GO): cytosol
Molecular function (GO): fructose-2,6-bisphosphate 2-phosphatase activity; ATP binding; 6-phosphofructo-2-kinase activity
Source: RefSeq, a predicted model, not a curated record
ACGUGACAAGUGGCACAGAGAAAGAGAGAAAAGAACGCUCGUGCCGUCUCCAUCCCGCCACACCAACGCGGAUGAAGCACCGGUCGACUUCAGAGCAGCAUCACGGGAAGAAGCCCCGUGUUCCUGCUGCCGCCGCGGCAACCUCCACCUCACCGCAAGACGGAAUGGAGGACAAAGCAGCGACAAAUCCGCGGGAGCUCACGCAAAACCCCCUGAAGAAGAUUUGGAUGCCGUAUAAAAACGGCCUUCCUGAAAAACACAUUUGUCAAAGGAAGGUAUGUAUGACCAACUGUCCCACACUCAUUGUUACCGUGGGCCUACCUGCCAGAGGGAAGACCUACAUCUCCAAGAAGCUGACCCGCUAUCUCAACUGGAUCGGAGUGCCCACCAGAGAGUUUAAUGUUGGACAGUACAGAAGAGAGUUUGUAAAGAUCUACAAGUCCUUUGAGUUCUUCCGUCCGGACAACGAGGAGGGGUUAAAGAUCAGAAGAAAGUGUGCUUCAGCGGCAUUGAACGAUGUGCGGGAGUACCUCACAGAAGACGGAGGCCAGGUUGCGGUGUUCGAUGCAACAAACACUACCCGAGAAAGAAGGGAGACCAUCCUGGAGUUUGCGGAGCAGAAUGGCUUUAAGGUGUUCUUUGUGGAGUCUGUGUGUGAAGACCCAGAUGUCAUACAGGAGAACAUAGUGCAAGUGAAACUGGAUAGCCCGGACUACACCAACUGCAACACAGAAGAAGCAGUGGAAGAUUUCAUGAAGCGGAUUAAGUGCUAUGAAAACUCGUACGAGACACUGGAUGAGGUACUGGACAGAGAUCUGUCCUACAUUAAAAUCAUGGACGUUGGUCAGCGGUACUUGGUCAAUAGAGUGUUAGACCACAUCCAGAGCCGGAUUGUCUACUACCUCAUGAACAUCCACAUCACACCCCGCUCCAUCUACCUGUGCCGCCACGGGGAGAGCGAGCUAAACGUCAAGGGUCGUAUCGGAGGAGACUCGGGUCUGACGAUUAGAGGGAAGGAGUUUGCUAAGAAGCUGAGCCACUUCAUCCAGGAGCAAAACAUUAGCGACCUCAAGGUAUGGACUAGUCAGAUGAAGAGAACCAUCCAGACAGCCGAAGCCCUCAAUGUGCCCUAUGAACAGUGGAAGGUCCUGAAUGAGAUUGAUGCUGGUGUGUGUGAGGAGUUGAUGUAUGAGGAGAUCCAAAGAAACUACCCUCUGGAGUUUGCACUAAGAGACCAGGACAAAUAUCGCUAUCGCUAUCCAAAAGGAGAGUCCUAUGAGGACCUGGUGCAGCGGUUGGAGCCCGUCAUCAUGGAGCUGGAGCGGCAGGAGAACGUGCUGGUCAUCUGUCAUCAAGCUGUCCUGCGCUGCCUGUUGGCAUACUUUCUGGACAAAACAGCAGAGGAGCUUCCAUAUCUGAAGUGCCCACUACACACGGUGCUGAAGCUGACACCGGUGGCCUACGGCUGUAAAGUGGAGUCCAUCAGCCUAAACGUGGAUGCAGUGAACACGCACAGAGAGAGGCCAGCGAACGUGAACGUCCAACGUACGGCUGAAGACGCCUUGCAGACCGUCCCUCCUCAUCUCUGAUACCUCUGCUGGCUGGAACCCGGUGAUGCUGAAAGCUGGACCUUUCCCCUUCCUCCUUUUUCUUCCUUUUUUUUCCACCUUUCCAAAUGUGCACAACCUCCUCACACUGGUGACCAGCAGGUUAAUGUGUCUCCUUCUUCCUCCUCCACCAGCGCCAUACACACGCACACAUUUCUCUGUUACCCCUUGUUUAAGCAUAUUUUUUUGAGGAACUUGCGAGUGUCCGGGCCUCAGUGUUCAGCGGGCCCUCGGCAUCGCUGUUCCAAAUUAUUUAUGAAUCAAAGUAUUGUCUUGCACAGCAGGGAGUUAAACGCUUGGCUCACACAGCAGAUUCCUGUCUGCCUGUUACUGUACUCCGUGUGGUUUCAUUGUGUUGAUUUUGCGCAGCAGUAGCACUAACACUGAAAGUUACUGUUUUGUGUCUUGAAGUAUUAACCCUGUGAUAUUUUUUUUUUCCGCUCCAUGUUUUUGAUAUGCAACUGUAACGUGCAGUCAUUAUCGGAUGUGAAGCUGUAUUCAGUGAUAAUGUGCACUUUGUAGGCUGCAAACCUACUCGGACAACAGCUUACUAUUUUUAAAGUGCUGAUUCAGUAAUAGAUUAAAGGACUGGGUCGUUCAUUUUUAAUGGUAAACAAGUAGCCAUUUCAUUUUGUAGGGCUGGCUGGUGUAAUAGCUUUCCUUAGCUAUGUGGUGUACUGUAUCUGCUUGUACAGUGUCAGCUGAAACUGAUGUUUUAUGUAAAUGAUGAUUCCACACACGACGGGCCUUCAGUGAAAUACACUCACAUGCUUUCACUCAUUUCUGUGGAGAACACAUCAGAGCAUUAAACAUGCAAAACAGAAACAAAGAACACAAUAUUAGCUUGAAGUUGGUGUUGUGGGUUAAGAUUUUAAAAAAAAUGUACAUCCCAACUACACAAUAAUAAAGAUGUUAUUUUUUUAAGCCAACCA